Cornus florida is the source of this 1120-nucleotide messenger RNA. RefSeq names its product accelerated cell death 11-like. Gene Ontology annotation, cellular component: cytosol; membrane; cytoplasm. The record is from RefSeq and is a predicted model, not a curated record. Lineage: Eukaryota; Viridiplantae; Streptophyta; Magnoliopsida; Cornales; Cornaceae. The transcript is spliced from 4 exons. Gene Ontology annotation, biological process: intermembrane lipid transfer; ceramide transport. Gene Ontology annotation, molecular function: ceramide 1-phosphate transfer activity; ceramide 1-phosphate binding. Bases 56 to 889 code for a protein of 277 amino acids.
AGUUGCAAGUUGUUCCAUAAAAGGAAUCAAUUUGCGUGAAGCCCUCAACACCUGGAUGCAAACGACCCUUGUAACGGUUGUUCCAAGAAUCGAUUCGAUUCAACAAAAGUGGUCCCCACCUGCUUUUGCCACGAACUCACGCAGAACAGGCUUGAAGCAAAGCAUCAAGCAAACCAAGUUGACAAGAGAGAAGACAGCGUCAAUAGGGGAGAGAGAGAGAGAGAGAGAGAGAGCGAGCGAGAGAGAGAGCGCUUCCAUGGCCAACGCGAAUGACGAAAAGCCUCUCAGGAAGAUCGCAGAGGCUUUCAAGGACCUCUCCAACACUUUAAAUUCCCAAACCCUCGAUGUCGGCGUGGUCGACCUCGAGCUCGCCCCUUUCUCUCGCGCGUGCUCACUCGUGUCCCCUCUCUUCGGCUGUUUAGGCAUCGCCUUCAAGUUCGCUGAAAUGGACUACGUCGCCAAGGUUGAUGAUCUUGCGGAGUCGUCAAAAUCGAUUGCUACAUUGCAAAAAUUGGUUGAUCUGGAUAUUAAAGAGAAUUGUGUAAGGAAAUCCGGAAGUCAUACGAGGAAUCUUCUGAGAGUGAAGCGUGGGUUGGACAUGGUUAGGGUUUUGUUUGAGCGGAUUAUUGCAAUGGAGGGAAAUUCCCUAAAGGAUCCAGCUUCAAAAGCCUAUGCACAGGUAUUUGCUCCCUACCAUGGAUGGGCCAUCAGGAAAGCUGUUGCUGCAGGGAUGUAUGCUCUUCCUACAAAGGCACAGCUACUGAAGAAGCUUAACGAAGAUGAAACCGCGGCAAGGAUUCAGAUGCAAAGUUAUGUUGCCAUGUCUGCCCCUGUUAUUCUAUACAUCGAAAAACUUUUCCUCUCAAGGGAACUGGGUACAGAUUGGUAAACUUGGACUGCAUUUUAUUGGGUCGGUUUAUUUUUAUGGCAGUUGUCUUGAUGUAAAAUGUAAAUUAGAUGCAGAUUGGUAAACUUGGACUGCAUAUUAUUCAGUUAGAUAUAUUUUUAUUUUAAUUGUCUUGAAGUAAAAUGUAAAUGAGAAACUUUUCUUCUCAUAAAUUAAAUUGUAUCCUUUUGAACUCUAUUUUAGUGGAAUAGACAUUUAUUUUAAAUUUGCUAA